AAAAUGGGAUUUUAUUUUUUUGCCUUUACAUGCCCUUUAAGCUCUGCUUUAACAUUAAUAGCAUAUAAGCUUUUCUUGGUUGCUGUAGAUUUUCUCAUUGUAUACUACAAUAAUCCGAUCUCUCCCUUACCAUCUCCAGAUAUUUUCCAUGAUGAUUGGGUAUCAGAAUAAGAUGCACUUUGCGUUUUUUCUCUGUACUUACUAUAAAGUGAAGGUGGCCAUUCAUAAGCUGAUAGCUUCAGUGUCUGACAGGACAGGUCAGCAGCAUCUAUGUAUUUCUACACCAAUAUCUGCUUUACUGCUGUAACUGUCAGUGCAGAAGAAUAGCUGAGCAGAUGGGAGAGCAUCAACUUCUUACCAUCUGAGGGGAAAAUCUAGGUGGAAAUAGCAUAAAGGGGUCCACAGAUUGGACCUUCUAGUGAAGUAUAACGGAUAAGUUUUAGUGCAUACAUUGAAGUCGUAUGGAAUCUGUAUUUAUGCCAAGUAUACAGUACUUAAAAUUGAAGGAGACAGUCUGAGAUUACCAAUCCAGAGAAAGCAAGGUUUCUGUCCUUCCCUAAAACUAGCUAUGUGGUACUGUUUCCAGAAUUAUUUGUUAUUCUAUUGUACAUGUACCUUGUGUAGCUGGAUCAAGGUAGAGCAGGUCUGGGGCAGCAGGUCUUUGAGAUUGAAGGCUGCUUUUCUUGUUGUGUUACAAAUUAGUUCUUAUAUUUGAUUUACCACCAGUGGGUAACAAGUGUUUAGAUGGACUCCAGCUCUGUGACGAAAACAUUGAUAAAUGAAAUACCACCAAAUAUACACCUUCUUCAUCCUAUUUUUUUGAUUCAACUUGUUUUUUAUAUUUAAAAGAGAACAAAUCCUACCUUCCACCCAGUCCCCCUCCACAGGCCUCCUUCCCCACCUCCAAACUGUACUACUUGCAGGUCUGGUCUGAGAAUUAAAAUAGGCCCUGGCAUUUCAGGUACCCAGAGGCCCAAUCAGCCUCCACCAGGUCACUAAAUACUGACUUUCUAUGGCACCUUAUAGCAGCCCUCAGAUUGCCAGUCCGGGCCUGACUACUUGUUAGUUUCACAACUACACCAAUCUGUGGACCUGGCUAAAAAAAGUGGAGUAGAACAUCUUUGGGUCGUUUCUCUGAGAGCAUGCCACAAAAGAAUGUACAGUUGAAGCCAAUCAUAAAAAAGUGGACCUAAAGCUGCAUGAGAUGGCACAACAACCCUGCUGUGCUACACCACGUUUUUUUAGCUAUUGUAGGUUCACAGAGACCCCAACAGUGUUUACACUAGACGGAACAUAACUUUUAUUUUAAGCAGCAAUGGUGGUUCUUCAUAGUGAGGACAGCGAGGUGAUGUUGUAAUGGCAGGUUCUAUUUAUGCCUUUUAAGAGUGACUUGGAUGAUCUCUUAGACAAGCAUAAUAACAUAGGCUAUUGUGAUUACAUCUAUAAUAUAGAUUAUAUAUAUUAUAUAUAUAUUUCCACUGUGUGUUGUCUGUUUCUAAAGUCAAUGUAAAUAAUGUUUUAUUUUACUGUUACAGAAGUAUCAGACAGCUUGAAAGCACUUGAGAUGUUUCCACGGUUAAAAAUUUCCCUGCUCUAUGUCCUUUCCUUAUUAUUGUUUGGACUUUUUAUUUACUUGCACACCAAGUCAAGUAUAAAUUCUGUGACUCCUAUGAAGGAGGAUGCCCCAAAGGAAGAUCUCACUUUCUGGGAUGCUGCACCAAGAACAUUCACCAGGUGUUACCCAAAACCAUUAAACCUCAGUGCUUCAGCAUCUCUUCCUGAGCCUCACAGUUUAUUCCUUAUGUAUAAGCAUUGCAGGAACUUUUCAACUCUAUUGAAGCCACGUAAAUGUGAGGACACUUUUUUAUUAUUGGCUAUCAAGUCUUUGCCUAUCAACAUAGAGAGGCGCAUUGCAAUUAGAAAUACUUGGGGGAAGCAGCAGGACAUUCAGAGCAAGAAGAUUAAGCUGCUUUUCCUGCUUGGCAAGACCGAGGCCACUUUACCAGCUAAAUCACUACAUCAACUCUUGUUUUAUGAAAGUACAGAAUUUAACGACUUAAUCCAGUGGGAUUUUAUGGACAACUUCUUCAACCUUACACUAAAGGAAAUCCAUUUUCUAAGGUGGUUCAACAAAGAAUGUUCACAUGCCAAGUUUGUGCUGAAAGGGGAUGAUGAUGUUUUUAUUAACACCUACAACAUUGUUGAAUUUCUCGAAGGCCUGAACCCAGAUAAAGACCUCUUUGUUGGUGAUGUAAUUACUAAUGCGGUUCCUAUCAGGAACUCAAAAGUGAAAUAUUUCAUCCCGCAUUCUAUGUAUAGUGCACCUCUGUAUCCUUUGUAUGCAGGAGGUGGGGGCUAUGUCAUGUCUAGAAAGACAACCAAAGGCUUGCUCGCUUCUGCUGAAACCACUGACCUUUUCCCCAUUGACGAUGUGUUUGUGGGAAUGUGCCUUGAAAAAAUGAAUGUAAAACCACAAUUUCAUGCUGGUUUCAAAACCUUUGGAAUACAAAGACCAGGGAAUCCUUUUGAUGCAUGUUUAUACAAAGGCCUGAUGGUUGUUCACAAGCUAAAUCCCACAGAGAUGUGGAUCAUGUGGUCCUUGGUAAAAGAUGAAGAAAUGCGUUGUGCACAAUUUAAAAGCACCUUGUGAAAAACGAGUGCCAAAGUCAAAAGGAUUUGUGCUAAAAUAGAAACACUGAAACCCUUAAAAAUGCUAAAAAUCUAAUAUAGACUUUUUUUAAAAAUAUUUUUUCUGUAUUAUUUAUAAGUCUUAAUUGGGUAGAAAUGCCAUAUUAAGCACAAACACACUUGCAUUACUUUACAGUGGGCUCUCUGGUAUUGUUGACUCAUCGAAUGGCACAAUCUUUUUGGCAGGUGGAAUCUUUCUUGAUAAAACAAUUUCAGAAUAUAGGAAAUAUGGAUAAUUUGCAUACAUUUCAACAAAAGUUUGCACAAAUUGUAUUUCUAAGCAUAAAAUUCACUUUGGAGAGCUUAUCUCUAACUACUGCUCUAAAAAAAAAUCCCUUGGAAAGGGAUUUUGGUAAGGGAUGCAACUGGGUAGUACACUGUUUGUACAGUGCCUGUGUAUUCCUUGGAAAUAUUUACCUACCACCAAAACCAUGCUUUGUAUUUUUAUAGCCACCUUUCAGAAUAUUGCAUUGAUGUGUUGAGAAAGGCACAGCUUUAACCAUCUUGCACCAUUCUCUGAGAGCUGAACAAUGAAAAGCAGCAGGAUGAAGAAGAAUGAUUCCUUCUACUACCUCUUAAUUCUGAAAGGGACUAGACCAAAACAGAUUUUAAAAUAUUCUUUUUUUUUUAAAAAAAAAAAAAAAAAAGUUUUACCUAAUGCAUUUGUACAUAGGGCGAGUUUUUGUACUUGAAAUUCUCUUCUUUUAUUGUAAAGGUAUGGAACCUGUUAUCCAAGGUUUUUGUACUUGAA
Messenger RNA from Xenopus laevis (African clawed frog), 3439 nucleotides. RefSeq names its product UDP-GlcNAc:betaGal beta-1,3-N-acetylglucosaminyltransferase 4 S homeolog (gene b3gnt4.S). Gene Ontology annotation, molecular function: UDP-glycosyltransferase activity; N-acetyllactosaminide beta-1,3-N-acetylglucosaminyltransferase activity; acetylglucosaminyltransferase activity. Bases 1514 to 2650 code for a protein of 378 amino acids. Lineage: Eukaryota; Metazoa; Chordata; Amphibia; Anura; Pipidae. The record is from RefSeq and is a predicted model, not a curated record. The transcript has a single exon. Gene Ontology annotation, biological process: glycoprotein biosynthetic process; poly-N-acetyllactosamine biosynthetic process; carbohydrate derivative metabolic process. Gene Ontology annotation, cellular component: membrane; Golgi membrane.